Apodemus sylvaticus (European woodmouse) is the source of this 955-nucleotide messenger RNA. RefSeq names its product mitochondrial ribosomal protein S6 (gene Mrps6). The record is from RefSeq and is a predicted model, not a curated record. Bases 1 to 714 code for a protein of 237 amino acids. Gene Ontology annotation, molecular function: structural constituent of ribosome; small ribosomal subunit rRNA binding. Lineage: Eukaryota; Metazoa; Chordata; Mammalia; Rodentia; Muridae. Gene Ontology annotation, biological process: translation. Gene Ontology annotation, cellular component: ribosome; mitochondrial small ribosomal subunit. The transcript has 4 exons.
AUGGCAGCCAGAAUCCUGGGAAGCUUCUCCUGGACAGGAGGUUCGGGGACACAGACACGACCGGAAAGGGUAGGCAAGGCACCCGCAGAGGUGCAAGUGCAGGCGCCCUCCGGGAGAGGGGCGGUGCGGUGUCGGGUGGGCGGGCCGCUCGGUGGGCGGGGCGAGCCGUCUGCGCAGCUGCCGGAGCCUUUAAACCGGGCCUCGCGGGGUCGCACCGUGCUUUCGCCGCCCGGGAACGAACUGGCCGUUUCUUCCCCCCCUUCGUCUUCCUCUGCGCCCCGCGUCCCCGCCCUCGCGACCCCGGCUCUCCUGGAUUCAGCGCCGCCAUCCCGGGCGAUGCCCCGCUACGAGUUGGCUUUGAUUCUGAAAGCCAUGCGGCGGCCAGAGACUGCUGCUGCUUUGAAGCGUACACUAGAAUCCCUGAUGGACCGAGGGGCCAUAGUGAGGAACUUGGAAAACCUGGGUGAGCGCACACUCCCAUACAGGAUCUCCAGUCAUAGCCAGCAGCACAGCCGCGGAGGGUAUUUCUUGGUGGAUUUUUAUGCCCCAACGAGUGCUGUGGAAAACAUAUUGGAACACUUGGCGCGAGACAUUGAUGUGAUUAGGCCUAAUAUUGUGAAACACCCUCUGACUCAGGAAGUAAAAGAGUGUGACGGCAUAGUUCCAGUCCCACUUGAAGAAAAAUUGUAUUCAACAAAGAAGAGAAAGAAGUGAGAAGAUUCCCCAGACUUUGUAAUUCUAAGUGCACUGUGGGUGCUGCUGAUAGGUUAUUGUCUAGGAUGCUUUAGCACAUGACCAUUUUGCUCCAGGAGGUGGGAACUGCUGUCAAGUCCUGCCCUGCCAUCUCUGCGGAGAUUUCAUCUUCGUGUGAUCUGUCGGGCAUGGGGUGUCUACAGUCCCACUGCAGCAUUUCUAUAUGGAACACAGAACAGACUAAUAAACAUGACGUCAUCAA